AUGUCAUCACCAAAAAUCUUUGUCAUUGGUAACCCAUUACUCGAUAUUUCAUCCCAUGUCGAUAUGGAACUCCUCAACAAAUAUGAGUUAACCCUCAACAAUGCUAUUUUAGCUGAAGAUAAACAUUUACCACUCUACAAAGAAUUAGUUGAAAACAACAAAGUUGAAUACAUCCCAGGUGGUGCUGCUCAAAAUACUGCCCGUGUUGCUCAAUGGAUGUUAAAAGACAAACAAACUGUUGUUUAUUCAGGUUGUGUUGGUAAUGAUGAAAACGCCCAAAUUUUAAAGAGCAACACUGAAGCCAAUGGUGUCGUUACUAAAUAUUUAGUUAAUGCUGAAAAACCAACUGGUGCUUGUGCUGUUCUCAUCAACUCAAAAGAAAGAUCAAUGUGUACUAAUUUAGGUGCUGCCAACGAAUUCAAAAUUGCUCACUUAGAAACUGAAGAAAUGCAAUCAAUCAUCAAAUCAGUUGAAUAUUUCUAUAUGGCCGGUUAUUUCUUAACUGUCUCACCAGAUAGUGCUCAAAUGUUAGCCAAACACGCCGCUGAUAACAACAAAACUUUCCUUUAUGGUUUAGCUGCUCCAUUCUUAAUUGAAGUUCCAUUCUUCUUUGAAAGAGUUUCAGCCCUCCUUCCAUACGUUGAUAUUGUUUUCGCCAACGAAAAUGAAGCCGUCGUUCUCGGUCGUAAGAUGAACUGGGGUGAAGAUAUCGCUGUUAUUGCUGAAAAACUCGCUGCUUGGGAAAAAGUUAACACCAAACGUUCACGUACCGUCAUUUUCACUCAAGGUCCAGAAUCAACCAUUGUUUUCCAAGAUGGUAAAUUAUCUCAAUUCAAACCAGUUAAAGUUGCUUCAGAAGAAAUCGUUGAUUUAAACGCUGCUGGUGAUUCAUUCUGUGGUGGUUUCUUAGCUGCUUAUUCACAAGGUAAAGAUAUCGAAACUUCAGUUAACGCUGGUCACUAUGGUGCUUGGGAAAUCAUCAGACAAAACGGUUGUUCAUUCCCAAACAAACAACCAGAUACCCAAUUCUAA
This is a messenger RNA of Dictyostelium purpureum, 1032 nucleotides long. RefSeq lists its product as uncharacterized. NCBI's taxonomy places the organism in Eukaryota, Evosea, Eumycetozoa, Dictyosteliales, Dictyosteliaceae. The transcript is spliced from 3 exons. Bases 1 to 1032 code for a protein of 343 amino acids. Gene Ontology annotation, cellular component: cytosol; nucleus. The record is from RefSeq and is a predicted model, not a curated record. Gene Ontology annotation, biological process: purine ribonucleoside salvage. Gene Ontology annotation, molecular function: adenosine kinase activity.